Messenger RNA from Mixia osmundae IAM 14324, 3018 nucleotides. RefSeq lists its product as uncharacterized. Gene Ontology annotation, biological process: DNA catabolic process; resolution of meiotic recombination intermediates; mitotic intra-S DNA damage checkpoint signaling. The transcript has 5 exons. Bases 1 to 3018 code for a protein of 1005 amino acids. Gene Ontology annotation, molecular function: crossover junction DNA endonuclease activity; 3'-flap endonuclease activity; DNA binding. NCBI's taxonomy places the organism in Eukaryota, Fungi, Basidiomycota, Mixiomycetes, Mixiales, Mixiaceae. The record is from RefSeq and is a predicted model, not a curated record. Gene Ontology annotation, cellular component: Holliday junction resolvase complex; nucleus.
AUGGCGCCCAAGACCGUGCCUGGCAAUCCGCUAUGGAUACGAUGGCUCGAAGAAAUGCGAGAUCUUGCCGCACAGAGGGGCAACGACAACAGCGUGACGAACUGCAACAAGGCAAUCGCGUCGCUGAAAGCAUGUCCCACGCCCAUGUGCAGCCCAUGGGAGGCCACCGCGCUACGAGACAUCGGCAAGACCUACGCUAAGCACUUGGAGCAGCGCCUCAAGGACUACUGCCAAGCCAACGAAGUGCCCUUCCCCGAACAGCGUUCUGGCAUACCCUGCCCGCCGCCUGGCCUACGCUGGAACAGCAUCGCGCAUAAGCGUACAGCAACGAACGCAAACGUUCAGAUUGCCCCUGCCCGCGAGGAGGUACCAGAUUGGUCCGCCGACUCAGAUGCGUCGGCCGGGCCUGGCUCGUCGUUGCUAAAUCGUAUACCGCAAGGCAGGAGCAGGAAGGCAUCCGGCAAGCGGGUCGCCAAGGCAAGGGCGAAAUCCAGAGAGGACGAUGCUGAUGGCCCCCCGCCAACCAAGAGAUCUCGCGCGCGCGUCUAUACGCCCAAGCAUCGUUCGGGUGCAUACGCCAUCCUGCUCGCUCUCUACGCACUUUGCGACAGUGAAGAGCAUCUCGAAUCUGCAACGCGUCCCGAUAUCGAAGAGCUGGCCACACCGCUUUGCGACUCCUCCUUUGCUAAGCCAACGCAGGCGAGCCGCGACGAAGGUGGCUUCUACAACGCUUGGUCCUCGAUGGCCGGCUUGAUCAAGAAGGAUCUCGCUACAAAGGAUGGCAAGAGUCGCUGGGCAUUGACACUCGCGGGCUAUGCACUCGCGAAGCGCAUGCGCGCUGUAGAAGACGGCUUAGCUGCACCUGCACCUGCACCUGCACCUGCACCUGUACCUGCACCUGUUUCUGCUUCUGUUGCAGACACGCCUUUGCCAGUCUCAACACAUAUGGCCGCGCCCGUCUCCUCCCUGCCAGCCCUGCUAUCCAGCGAAGGUAGCACUGCCAGUGUGACUACCGAGUAUCCCUAUACUGCGCCGAGUCGGGACGGACGCCGGGCGGCUCUUGGACAUACAGCAGCGAUCUACAAGCCGGUAGAUGCGCUGCAUAAGUCUGCCUCUGUUCUGUCGGAGCGGCCCUUUGCGUAUGAUUAUAUUGAUUCGAACAGGAAUCCUGUUGGGCUCCGGGACGAUGCAGAGAUCAAACAGGACGAGCAGCCUCCCCACCAAACGCUCUACCAUAUUCGAUAUUGGGUCGGACAGGCCUUGCAUGGCAUCGUCCGACAGCAUGUCCAGCGCGACAAAGAUAGACCGGUUAUGCAGCAUCCCGAUCUGGGCUCACUCGAGUUUGGCUGGCUGUCAGCAAAGGUCGCUCUGCCGAAAAGCGUGGGACUUUCGAGACAGGACGGCAGCAAGCAGUUGGCUAGCGCGCCAGCUGCUUCAGUCACACCUGCUCUGAGAUUUCCCACGAGCGCGGGUCAGGCCAAAGAUUCAAGUGAGGCGCGCAGAGCCCUCUUGCAGGGUCCUUCUGCGCUCAAGCGCAGCUCAUCCGGCCCUGCGACUGUGCCAUCAAGCCGCGUGCAAACGCAAGACAUGAUGGCUGCUCGCUCAGCGGCCGCGGCACUGGCCAGACAAUCGUCAGCCUCUGGGCUGUCAUCGACGAGCUUCAGCAAGAUACCCAUUGCUGCAGGUCAGUGGCUCGUGCUAGACCCGAUAGCAAGUCAGGCUACUAUCCCACAGAAAGUGCCCAAUGCAGCGAACGACACGCCUCGUCGUGCUAUGCGAAUGACCGAUCGUUCGACCGGCGAGCUGCCCACAUUUGAGCCCUUGCGUCUUCGUCGUGGUACGUUCGACAUAGUCGUCAUUGUUGAUAGCCGCGAGGUAUCUCGCUCGCAAAGGGGCGAGGCCGUCGCCGGCCUGCUCGAUGCCAAGCUAUCAGCACAUGGGAUCCAAGCCGAAUGUCGCACACUCGAUGUUGGCGAUUGCCUGUGGAUCGCACGCGACAGGUCAGACAGCCGUCGUGAAUUUGUGCUUGAUUGCAUCCUCGAGCGCAAGACGACUUCCGACUUUAUGGAAAGCAUUGCGCAGACGCGCUACCUCGACCAGAAGCUUCGCAUGAAAGCUAGCGGUAUCAGCUCGAUCUUCUACCUCGUUUCCAAUCGCUUACCGCAUUCGGAGCACAACUCAAGUCUGAUGAAAGGCGUCAGAACUUCGAAGAGCCAGCUCGGAAUCGUGGAUGACUUUCAGGUCAUCAAUGUCUAUAAAGAAGCAGAUGUCCUGCAGCGUUUGACUGAGAUCAGUAUCGCCUUGAAGCGCCAAUAUCAGGAGGCCGAUCUGCUGGCAAUACCGGACGCGAGCGUGCAUCGAGAAAGCUAUCUAGAGCUUCAGCGUUACCUCCGGCGUACUCAGCCUGAUCAGAAGUACCUGACGACCUACACCGCCUUUCGUAAGCUCAACGCUGCGCAAUGCAGUCUCGCCAGCACUUGGGCUGGCAUGCUCUAUUGCGUGACUGGUCUCACGCAUGAGAAGAUAUCCCGCUUUCUCGAUCGAUUUCCUACGCCAUUGUCGCUGCGCCAAGAGCUGCGUCGCAGAGGCUCGGGAGAUGCUGAGUACGGGAGCAAGACGAAGAAGCCCAAACGUGGCGACUGGCUGAACGAUGAGGUCGGUGGCAAUUGCGUGCGUUCGCUCGGUCCUCUCAUCUCUGGUCAGUGCUCUCAUCAGAUACCCUGCGACUCAGACUUAGCUGACCGAUAUGCGACCGACAGCUCUGGCUCGUCCGCGAUUUGCCAAUUCGACGGGUAUCGGCCCUUCAGUUUCAGAUCGAUCAGUAGCUCAGCCCUGCGCGGUCUCUCGAAGUCCACUCAUGCAGAGCUACGCCCGCUCAAGUAUGCUGAGUAUGGCACAGGUGGUCUCUUCAAAGGCGACCGAACGAUCCGGCUGAUCCUGCCGGUGGCUCUUGCAGCCUUGCGGCUAGUGUCUGAGAUUGCAAUUUGCCCUUUGCGUGCACGCCGCUCGCGCCCUUGA